Molecule: messenger RNA, 1176 nt
Organism: Mytilinidion resinicola
Lineage: Eukaryota; Fungi; Ascomycota; Dothideomycetes; Mytilinidiales; Mytilinidiaceae
Product: alpha/beta-hydrolase
Exons: 4
Coding region: 1-1176 (391 amino acids)
Source: RefSeq, a predicted model, not a curated record
AUGGAUGCCACGGGGGCGUACCACCGCAUCACAGUAUGUCUGAGUGCUGUGAGUGGGAUAUGGAUCUUGGGCAUGCUGCUCUGCAGCGUCCCAUGGUUCCAGCGCCAAAUGCUAUACUUGCACUGGGUAAAGAUAUGGUGGGGUUUCAAGCUGGACAGGCCAGAAACGUUUGGAUUCUUAAAGAGCCAAGUCGCUCCAUUUCGGAUCGCAACCUCUGAUGGAGAGCGCCUCUACGCAUGGCUGAUUGCCCCGUUGGGGAUUUAUGCAAAGCACAUUGAAAGCUUUCAGAAAGAAAAGGUUGGCCCUUUCGUGGACGUGAAAGAAAGAUUGGCCUUCAAACUUCUAGCUCAGGAUCCGGAAGCACGACUUGUGAUCUAUUUCCACGGUAACACGGCAACAAUCGGACAGGGCCGACGCACCGAGGAGUAUCGCGUUCUCUCGUCUGGCGCUUCUGACAAGAUUUUUAUUCUAACGUUUGAUUAUCGCGGCUUUGGCCAUUCUACUGGAACUCCCACAGAAGCCGGAUGCAUCAACGAUGCCAUCGCUGUGCUCGAAUGGGCCCUAAACGAGGCCCAUAUUCCUGCAGAUCGCAUCGUUUUACUCGGCCACAGUCUUGGGACAGCUGUUGCCAGUGCCGCUGCCCAGUAUGCCAUCAACUUGGAUCCCCCCGCGCAGAUUGCCGGCGUUGUCACCUGCGCCGGUUUUAGCGAUGCGAAGAAUGCUUUUCUAUCCUACUCCGUUGGUGGAGUGUUGCCUGUUUUUGCACCCCUAAAGUUUAUGCCUUGGUUAAGCGCAUGGCUUGGAAGAAGGGUAAAAGACACUUGGAAGAGUGCAGAUAGGUUAGCAGAGCUGGUGCAAAAAAGCAAAAAGAUCCGAGUGACCAUGGUCCAUGCCACGGGAGACAUCGUAAUGCCUUUCUAUCAGUCUAAUGAGCUUUUCUAUCGAGUCGUGGAAGCAGUGUCGGGGCACAAGAUGACGAGGGAAGAGAUAGACAAACUGAAGGAGUCGAUCGACCUCGGUGAUGGUGGGGUGGUGGACAGCUGGACCGAUGGCGAGAGGAUUAUCAGAAAGGAGAUUGUAUAUCACGGAGGACAUGAUUCUAUCAUGAAAUGGACCCCGGUAGCUCUCGCGGUCGUGAGAAGCUUCGAUCUCCCGCAAGCUUCAGCGUUAGUGUAG